AUGGUGGAAUUCCUAGAUGACCUUCAGAAUCCACAAGCUUGCAGGGUCAGACAGCGCUUGCUGGAAGAGCUGGAGGUGGAGCGGAAGGAACUCAGCGAGAGCAGUUCUUUGCACCUUCUGGGGCCAGCUCGCCUGAUGCGGUUUCUGCAAGCCAACAAGGGUUCAGUGGAGGAAGCAGCUGCUCAUUUCCGCCGGAUGCUGGCAUGGUACCGAGAGGCAGACAUCGGAAAGACGUGCUUUGAUGUGGAAGGCAAAGAGUGGAGUGCAGAUUUCGUUGAAGGUGGAAGAGAGCUUUUGCACAUGAUGUGCAUUGAUGUUUGCAUGCAAGCAGCUGAUGGAACAAUGCUUUGGGUACACAGAGAUGGCCUGAUUCAGUUUGAUGAGAUCAUGGGUCUGCCUGAUGAGGACUUCAUCCUGCGGAUGUGUCUCCUCUGUGAGUCAAUGCAGAUCUACCUUGACCAUCGCAGUGAGGAAACUGGCCGUUUAGUCAAGAUGAUUCAGGUCCGCGACCUAAAGGGCUUCAACAUCACCGAAGUCCUGUGGAACCCUGCGGCGAUGAAGCGUUUUGUUGAUGCAGCAGCGAUCUUGGAGACGGCGUAUCCGGAGACCUUGGCGCAGAUGAUCAUUGUGAACCCUCCUUCAGGAUUCAAUUUGUUGUGGAUGGCGAUGCAGCCAAUGCUUAGCCAGCGGAUGAGAGAGAAGAUCAAAGAGAAGUUCCUUCUCAUCUCCGACGGGGUUUUCCAAUUUCCCCAGCUGCUUGCAGUCAUCACUGGCACUGCUGCGCUGAAGGGUCUGACUGAUUCGGGAUCAAAUGGUGUGGGCCUGGGCACCUUUUCUCCAGGGCAGUCAAGAUUUCGGUAUCGAGUGCUCCCACCUGGCGGUCAAGCGCAGUGGUCCUUUCAGAUUGGGCCGGGAGGUUCUUUGCAGCUUCAAGUCAUAAUCUUUGAGUUUGAAGAUGGCCGGUCAAGUCCAGUCAUUCACCAGGUCUUUCCCAUGCAGGCAGUCUCAGGUGCAGUCUCCGGGCAUUGUGGGCCGCUGGGACUUUCUGGACUCUUGUGGUUUACUUGGUACAAUGACAGUUGGACCUCAACGAUGCAAGUCAAAGACUUGAAGAUCAGUGUCAACAGUUCUGGAGAAGAUCUGCGAAAUCCAUCGUGCUCCACUAUACCCUUACAGCCUUUGGGCCUUUUUCGAAACAGGAAGGAGCGAUGGAAGAAUUGCCUCAUGCAGAUCUUGAACUGUUGCUGCCCCCCCUUGUUUGGCAAGAAAACAGAUGUCGAUGAACUGCCGAUGGGAGACCACAGACAGAUGAACAGGCACGCAGAAGUUGAGAAGGCCGAGAUGGUUGAGAUGGAGGUGGAGCUGAGGGCCGAGCCCGAGGAGCCCGAGGAGCCUGAGGCCGACUUGUUGAUCUUGUGGCGAGAGCCGUGA
This is a messenger RNA of Durusdinium trenchii, 1431 nucleotides long. The record is from the annotation of a GenBank genome assembly. NCBI's taxonomy places the organism in Eukaryota, Dinophyceae, Suessiales, Symbiodiniaceae.